This is a messenger RNA of Salarias fasciatus (jewelled blenny), 7356 nucleotides long. It is a transcript of the gene lrch1, whose product is annotated as leucine-rich repeats and calponin homology (CH) domain containing 1. Bases 171 to 2276 code for a protein of 701 amino acids. The transcript has 19 exons. The record is from RefSeq and is a predicted model, not a curated record. Gene Ontology annotation, molecular function: protein binding. NCBI's taxonomy places the organism in Eukaryota, Metazoa, Chordata, Actinopteri, Blenniiformes, Blenniidae. Gene Ontology annotation, cellular component: cytoplasm.
GACGCGGCAGCGACAACCCGGAGGUUUCCGGACGCGCGGCACGGCUCCGUACGGCUCGUGAGGAGGGAAGCAACGUCCCGCGGACCGCCGGAGCGCCACAGCCGGCCCCCCUCUCUCUCUGUCGGAUUUAUCCCGGACGCGCCCCCGCCGCAGCGGAGAACCGGAGAACCAUGGCGGCGUUGGGAGCGGAGUCGGCUCGCCCCGCCGUCGGCUCCCAGCUCGCUCCGUCCCCGUCCAUCCAGACCAUCCAGACCCACAACCUGCCCCCGAACCGCGGCUUGGAGCGGGCGCUGGAGGAGGCGGCGGCCAGCGGCGUGCUCAACCUCAGCUGCCGCAAGCUGAAGGAGUUUCCCCGGACAGCCGCCAACCACGACCUGAGCGACACGGUGCACGCAGACCUGUCGAAGAACAGACUGACCGACGUCCCCUCAGAGGUCUGCCACCUGGUCGCCUUGGAAAAACUCAACCUGUAUCACAACUGCAUCAGGACCAUCCCAGACACCGUCAUCAGUCUGCAGUCGCUCACCAACUUAAACCUCAGUCGGAACCAGCUGAGCUCCCUGCCCGCCUGUCUGUGUGGUUUACCUCUGACAGUCCUCAACGCCAGCAACAACAAGCUGGUCAGUCUGCCGGAGACCAUCGGACAGCUGCAGGGCCUCAUGGAGCUGGACAUCAGCUGUAAUGAGAUCACGGCUCUUCCUCGUCACAUCGGCAGACUCAGAGCUUUACGGGAACUCAACGUGAGGCGAAACCUGCUGUGCGUCCUGCCAGAGGACCUGGCGGAGCUUCCUCUGGUCAGGUUCGACUUCUCCUGUAACAAGGUGUCCACCAUCCCGGUGUGUUAUCGGAGAAUGAAGCAGCUUCAGUGGCUCCAGCUGGAGAACAACCCGCUGCAGAGCCCACCUGCUCAGAUCUGCAUAAAGGGCAAAGUUCACAUCUUCAAGUACCUGAGCAUGGAGGCGUGUCGCAGCCACAAGAUGCCCGACGCCCUCUACCUGCCCGUCAUGGAGAGACUCAGCCUAACGCGGCCUACCACCGGCAGUGUGGAGGACAUGGAGCAGCAGAAGAAGCAGGACAGCGACUCGGGAGUCGGCAGCGACAACGGAGACAAGAGACUGUCUGCUACUGAGCCGUCGGAUGAAGACAGUCUGAGUCUCAACGUUCCGAUGAGCAACAUCACCGAGGAGGAAGGGAUCAGUAAAGACGACUCCAGUGAACACAUCAGCUCCCUGACAGCCGACCCGAACUCGGACUCGGUGCGUCUGAUCGAGGAGAGUCCUACGGAGGCCCUGAAGGACCAGUUCGGCUACAGAGACUCCACCCUCAGCACUCGCUUCAUCAACUACAUCAAGGGACGGACGGCAGCAGACUUCCACGAACCUCUCAGGAUAGAAGAAGACGCACACUGGACGACACACCACACGUCAAAGGUCGCAGGGGGCACAGAGCUCCACAUCGACAUGAUCAACCAGCUGAAGGAGGCCGUGGAGCUGCUGCAGGACCCCAGCAGGGCGGGCGUGGACCAUGACGGCCUGUCCGGAGUGCAGCUCUACCCCGUGGAGAUGGUCACAGUGGACGAGUCUUUCAACGGGCAGGACAGUGACGACGGAGCCUCCACACCACAGCGGAACGACAGGUCUCCAGGCAGCGGACCCCCGUCCUUCUGCAGCCCGCCGUUCGGCCUGAAGCCCCGGUCAGCCCCGCCCUCGCUGCCCUGCUCGCCCCCCUCCUCCUGUCUCGACCCCUCCCUCCUCCCACAGGCCUCGCUCCUCGGUAGAGACACGCCCCGUAGCCGUGAUGAUGGAGGCGUGCACAGCCGCGUGUUCCUGCGGAGCCACAAGAGUCUGGAGUCGGUGGAUCCUCAGUUCACCAUGAGGAGGAAGAUGGAGCAGCUGAGGGAGGAGCUGGAGUUGAGGGAACAGCUCCGAGAUAGCAUCGAGAGCAGGCUGAAGGUGGUCCUUCCUGAAGACCUGGGCUCGUCCCUGAUGGACGGCGUGGUGCUCUGCCAUCUGGCCAAUCACAUCCGGCCUCGCUCCGUGGCCAGCAUCCACGUGCCGUCGCCCGCCGUGCCCAAACUCAGCAUGGCCAAGUGUCGGAGGAACGUGGAGAACUUCCUGGACGCCUGCAGGAAGUUGGGCGUGGCGGAGGACAAGCUGUGUCUUCCUCACCACAUCCUGGAGGAGAAGGGUCUGGUGAAGGUCUGCAUGACGGUGCAGGCUCUGCUGGACGAGGCGUCCUCCUCCUCCGCCUGCAGCAAACACCCCCUCCUCACGUGAGGUGGGCGGAGCCUCCAGCGCCCGGCCGAAGGACGGAGGAGCUGCAGACGGCGCUCCACCCCAGCAUUAGGUUUAAAGACGUGUGUGAAGGGAGGUGAAGGUCCUCCGCCCUGCGUUUUUUCACCGGAGCCAAGAAAUCUGACUGAAAAUCAACUUCCUGUUAAAUUAUUUCAACAUUUUAUUUUUAUUUUACCGACCGUGAGGUUCCAGCACCGGCUGCUGCCAAACAUUCACACACCUGAAAGCCCGUCGAGUCGGAGAUAAAUGACCAAUGAGAUGGUUUUGAGAGGAAUGAUUCCAAAUUCAACUAAUUUCAUUUCUUGGUUCAAUCAUGUUUCUGAUGCAGAAAAACAUCUUAAAUGCUACUUUUUCCAAUAAAUAGUUAAAAAUGAGAAUUGAGUUGAUCAAAAGACAUAAAAGCAAUAAGAAAAAGACGCGUUUUAAAAAGGAAUGUGGCCAAUAAAAAUCAUGAGUCUCAAAUGAACACGAGAACAUUUCAAUUGGAAACGCAUCGUUUUUAUUUUUUCCCUUCAGAAAAGUUUCAUGUUUCUGCAACGUUUCCAUGGAAACGGCAAAAGCACUGAAGCUGUGCUUUUUGCGUUGGGCCACUAGAUGAUGCUGUUUGUUCAUUAUUCACUGGAAACUUCUUUUAAACCAGGCGCAACAUUCUCAUCAUCAGCAGUAUAAAAAAGUUUCAAAUUUAUGCCAAAUAUUGAAGAAUUAGGUCAAAUUUUGCCCUCAUUUCUUUCAAACUGUCAUCAAACAGCUUGAUUUGUUUUCUAAAGAACUUUUUGCAUUUUGCAAUUUUUAAUGACAAUUUUUAUUUAAAUUAGUUGAAAAUUGAAGAAUUUCGCUCUCAAAACUCUCCUCUGGCUUUAACAGAUUUAAACUACAGGUUUAUGUCAAACAAAUUCAACACAAUGAAAAAGUUUUUUUUUAAUACGAGACUUUUUAAUUUAUGAACGUAUUUCUUAUUCAUUCCCCUGAAACUGAAUCAUUUGUGUUGUUUCUGUGUUUGAUUCAUUUUGAACUCUCUCUAAACCCUGCAGACCAUAAUGAGCCCCUCAACUGAACAAACUUCUCUGUUCCCCGAACAAAACACCGUUUUCUUUAAACGUGCAGAGAUUUCAGUUGUUGACGAUGAAAAAGGAAGAGGUGCUGUCCUCGGCUGUGUUUCCGGUAUAUUCCUGCUUUGGGAGCUUCACGUGCAGCAGCUCACUUCACUCUGUUCUCUCCUCAUGUUUAGAGCUGAAGCUUCAUGUUUUCACACUCAGAUAAUGAGCCAAAACGUGUGCAGGUUGGACUAAUGGAGAAACGACAGCUUCUGCUGGAGCUGGACGGACUUCACACUGAGCUCCUGGUUACUGAACACUGACAGGACGAGACAGAGACCGGAGAACAGCACCGAGACCGGAGCGUGGUCUGAACAGGCCCCUGUGUUUGAUCCCUGACACGUCGGUGUUCCGGGGUCUUUGCGGUUUCACCACUGUGCGGGCCUGCCGACCACCUUCUGCUCACCUUGGUUGGUUCACAUGUUCUCUCUGCAAAGGUCCUAAAUGCCCAGAUGAGUCCCUGGACUGGUCCAGAUCUCAUGUUUCCACCUCUGAACUGUCAGAAGCCCCCCGCCUCCAGCCCCAGCCCUCCAACGCCCCCUCAACGUUAUCAGUUCCUCAGACCCGCUGAGGAACUGAACGACUGACCGGAUGACAGAAUGACAGAACUCAGCCUCACCCACUGACCAACAACCAACUGACCAGUGUUGGGCAAGUUAUUUUCAAAAACUAAUGAGUUAUAGUUACUUCUUCAAAAAAGUAACUGAAUUACAAUAUUUUAAAAGUAACUAAUUACUAGGCAAAGUAACUGUUGCAUUACUUAAAAAAGCAUGUUUCAAUAUUUCAAAGAAUUUGGAUCGCCUGUUAAUGGAACUUCCAGAUGCAGGUUGGAUGAUUUAUUCUAAAACUCUAUGAUUAAUGAAAUAAAUGGACACUUGACUGAAUAAAUUACAAACAGGAAGCACAACAUUAAUCUGUUGUUCAAAUGUGGCUGUGAUGAUAUGAGACAAGACACCAAAUUUCAUUUCUAACUGUAAAUAGCUUUUGGAAAACAAUAGUAAAACACAUUAGAUGUCUGUACGUCCAUUUAAAAGCUGCCUGUGAAUGAUGCGGGCUCUAUGUCUGUAUCUCUGCUCUGAUGAUCAUGAUUCUGUCACUUUGCACCAAUACAGUUCCUUCUUUCUGAAUGAUGAUGUCAUUUAGAACCGUCCUGACUGAGUUGCAACAAUGUAUCAGUUUCAGAUGACAUCAUCGUCUCAUUUGACCUAGAUAUGCAAAUGAGCAGCUAUGGAGGUUAGAUGAUGAUGUCAUUCAGAACUUUCCUGAGGAUCCGGCAACAGUGUAGUGCUUUAAAGCAAACUUUUUUUUUUUUUUUUUUUUUUUUGAAGUGGGACAAGACACCAAUCAUUUGAUUUGGAACUGUAGAUAGCGUUUCUUCAUUCAGUGACAUACGUCUAAUAGAUGACAUAGAUCUAUGUCUGUAGAGUUCUGCAACUGCCUUUGAAUGAUCAGGCCCCCUGUGGCUCUGUCUUAAAAAAAAAUAACACUGUCUAAAAGAUAUAGCUACAGAACUGCACCUCAUAUGGAAAAAUAGUUAGAUUACUGGUUAUUAAAAACAGUAAUGCCAUUUAUUGUAACACAGUUUAUUGUAACACAUUUAUUGUAACCCUUCACUACAACUUAAUGACCAACUGACUCAACGACUAACCGACUUAACCAACUCACCCACAGACUCAGUGACCAGCUGAUGGACCGACUGGACGACUGGUCACCUGACUGACUGAUAGACUGAUCACCUGACUGACUGAUAGACUGAUCACCUGACUGACUGACAGACUGAUCACCUGACUGACUGACAGACUGAUCACCUGACUGGACGACUGACAGACGGACUGCAUGGAUCAAGCUACCAGACGUUUGGUUUGGUUUUUCUGUCUUGGUCCAGAAUUCAGUGGGGGGUGGGGGCUCCAGCCUCUGACUCUCAGGGUGGGUUUGAGUUCUCGGCGCUGCCGAGGCCUCGUCCACUACCUGCCACGUCAGACUCAUGAAGUCUUUACCUGUGUGGCUCAGAACAGCGGGCAGGAUGACCUUCAGCCGUGACCUCUGCUGAGAUUGACCCACAGGCCUCCUGUCGCUGACCUGUGGUGACUGACGUUUCUCUGCAUUCGACCAAUCAGACGGAGCCCUGCUGAUCGGAGCCCCGCCCAUUCUGUCAACAUUAUUUGUUCCAUAAUUCGACUUCUCGUUUUGUUUAAACCUGAGGCGAAGGCAGAGUGCCGGUCGCUGUUCGUUCUGCUCCUUUUAAAGAACGAAGCUGUUUAGUUUUGGAAAGUCGCAGCAGGCGUGAGAGUUUUUUCUUUUAGUGCAGCUUUUUAUCCAAAGUUAAAAUGAAUUUUAAAUAAGACGAAACUCUUCCACUGGACGAGUCCACAGUUGCCAAAACAAACCUUUUUUCUCUCUCUCUUGUGAUAAUAGUAAAUAAUUUAAUUUAAAUGUACAUUAAGCCGUGUUAUUUAUCACAAGCGUUGGAUGUUCACGUACUGUAUGUUUCACCGUCACAACACUCGCUUCACCACUUCACUCUUCAUGUAUCCACACUAUGGGCAGCUCAGUCGUUCACAGCCUGAUCAGAGAAUCGUUCAUGAAAAUGUCUCAGUAUGGACAGAGCCUUCUGCGCUGCGUUCAGGGGAGCUGGUAAAUGGGACACACCAUGAGGAGACUCGGACAUUAGCAUCCCAGCUAGCUAAAAACGGUUUUAAAGCUGAUGAAUACAUGAGCGGUGAUGGUUUUUGUCAGCCCACUGGGAAAUGGGAACUUCCCAGCUGGGAUCUUUACGAGUUCCCAGCUUUCUUUUCCCUGUUGGCGGACAAACCGGACAGAACGCCAAAUCUGGAGACGCUGGACAUUUCUGAAGUUAAUAAACCAGUUUUCAGUUAAUGCUGACAGUAACUGAAGCCGUUAGCUUGGCGUAACCAUGAGGCUAGCUAAUGUGUACACAAAUAGAGCGACAGCUUUUCCUUAAUUUAAAAUUUUUAAAUAAAUGUGACAUUGAACAGAAAAAAAUCUUAGUGCAGUCAGCUAGAGUCAUUUUAGCAGAUAUAUUUAGCUAGCUAUAUAAAAAAAAAAGUAUAUAUAAAACAUUUUGAAUCUGGUGUCUGCUUCGUUAAAUCAUUAUUAAUCCCUCUUGGCUAUUUAAUCUGUACAGAGCAACAAAUUUAAAUAUUCUGGGAAUUGCGUUCAACAAAAUAACAAACCUGAUUGCAGUUAAAGCAACGGUAGCAAAAGUCAUUAGCUUAGCAUACGAAGUAAGCUGGCUACAAAAUACAACAUCGCUGAGUAACUCAUGCACAAAUAAACAGAUUGUUUCUGUUUGGACAUAAACUAACUAAAUGUGAUGUUUUAUAAGACAAAGAUCUGAGCGCAGUUAGCUGAAGUCCUGCGGUUCGCAUCUACAUUAGCGAGCUACGGCUAGCAGCUUUGGUUCGUGGUGUUUUCCAGAAGCUUCCUGCUCUCAAAGCACCAGAACGUCUCCGUUUGGCUCCAAAUCGUCUCCAGUUUGAUUUAUUGAUCUGAGUCCAAACAGGAAGUUGCUUCUCAGAGUGAUCAGAAAUGAGCCGUGAGAUGAAAACAAAGGGAGCGUCUCUUCGUGUUUCGGGGAAAAAGAGCAAUAAAAGGUAAAGUGACUGCUUCCCCGACAGAAUCUGCACUUUAAACUGUUUUUCUAUUUAUGAUCUUUGUUUUGGCAACUGUGAAAGAGAGCAGCAGUUUGUGUUUGUGCCUGCUGAGCGUCAAGCAGUCUUCUUCUUCUUCUUCUUCUUCUUCUUUUUUAACGUCUUUUGUAUAAAAACUCACCUUUUUGUACUGUGGAGCGAGCGGGAGCCCAGAUUUAUUUUUCUGUGACUUGUUCUUUCCGCUCGGGGGGUUUGUGGGACUCGAACAGCCGCUCUGAUGCAUGAAGUGUCUCCGUGACGUCGCCUUAAACUGCUGCUGUGAAUAAAGUGUCCAGACUCACGUGUCCACCGACCGGC